This is a messenger RNA of Loxodonta africana (African savanna elephant), 1074 nucleotides long. Its product is annotated as mucin-3A-like. The record is from RefSeq and is a predicted model, not a curated record. Lineage: Eukaryota; Metazoa; Chordata; Mammalia; Proboscidea; Elephantidae. The transcript has 11 exons. The coding region runs from base 1 to 1074 and encodes 357 amino acids.
AUGAUCGCUUCACCCCCAAGAGACUUCAGAAACAUCAGUGGCCACCACCCUGCCUCCCACCACCCGUACAUCACCUACUUCGACCACUACUCAGAUGACUACACGGUCAAGGAUGACCACCACCCCAGGUUGGACUUUCUUCCUUUCUGCUCUUGUGACAAUGGUGGGACCUGGGACCAAGGUCAGUGCCUCUGCCCCUUGGGAUUCUCUGGUGAGCGCUGUAACGUCUUGGACAACAAGUGCCAGAAUGGGGGCAAAUGGGAUGGCCUCAAGUGCCUGUGCACCAACACCUUUUAUGGCCCCCUUUGCGAGUUCCCUGUUGAAGAGUUGGAACUGGACACUGUGGAUGCUGCAGUGGGCAUGGAGGUGUCUGUGGACCAGGAGUUCUCCACCGACCUCAAUGACAACACUUCCCAGGCCUACAGGGAAUUCAGCACUGCCUUCCAGAAUCAGAUGAAGAUCGUUUACCGAAAUGUGCAGGAGUUCCGGAGUGUGGAGAUCCUGGCCCUAAGAAAUGGCAGCAUCGUGGUAGACUAUCUGGUCCUGUUGGAGUUGCCCUUCAGCCUCCAGCUGGAGAGCGAGUAUGAGAAGGUGAAGAUGGCGCUGAAGGAGGAGCUCCAGAAUGCCAGCCAGGAGGGGGCCAGCUGUGGGGAAGACACUCUGUGUUUUAAGCCUGACUCCAUCAAGGUGAACAACAACAGCAGGACGGAUCUGACUCCAGAAGCCAUCUGCCGCCGCGCCGCUGCCAAGGACUACGAGGAUUUCUACUUCCCCUUGGUUGAGGCGAACCGGCUCCGCUGCGUCACCAAGUGCACGUCGGGUGUGGAAGGCGCCAUCGACUGUCACCAGGGCCAGUGCUUUCUGGAGAAGAGCGGUCCCGCGUGCCGGUCCUGGACCGAGGACAGGAAGUGGGCAGAGAUCUGGGAUGAGAACACUAGAGGCACUUUUUCAAAUUUGGGCUUCGAGGACGACAGAAUAGUCAAGGAAGAAAACUUCCAGUUGGCGUUGGAGAACGUGGACACCAAUGUGAACGUGCAGAUCCAGAGGCCUGAGGUGGCCUUCACCUCUGCAUGA